CUCAAUCCGGAAACUGAUCCCCCUCUUCUAUUCAGUUUGUACACCACUCAUUGAAGAUGGCUUCGUCCUUUUGGAAAGGUGUCGUUGGUUUAGGCCUAUUUGCCUUGGCACAUGCGGCAUUUUCAGCGGCACAACACCGAGCCUACAUGCGUCUCACAGAGAAGGAGAAUGAAACACUUCCCAUAGAUAUUGUCCUCCAGACGUUGUUAGCGUUCAUAGUGACGUGUUAUGGAAUAGUCCACAUCGCUGGAGAGUUUAAAGACAUGGACGCAUCCUCAGAACUGAAAAACAAGACGUUUGACACGCUGAGGAACCAUCCCUCCUUCUACAUCUUCAACCACCGGGGGCGCGUGCUGUUCCGCUCCCCAGAGCAGGAGCCCCAGACGGCCCCUCAGGCGCUCCCCUCCAACCCCUUACGGUUACGCAAGCUGGAGAACUUCCACUGAGACUGACUGACUGACUGGCCUUUUACUGGGGCUGCACUGCCCUGCUCCUGCCCUGUCCGCUCAUCCACCCAUCUCUCUCUCUCUCUCUCUCUCUCUCUCCUCUUCGUCCACUUUCUGUGCUGGCCUUUUUCUGGGGUGCAGUGCUCUCUCCUGCCUGCCCAUCCACAAACCUCUUUCUCUCUCGCUCUCUCCCUCUUCUCGUCUACCUUCUCUUCCUCUGCUGGCCUUUUAUGGGCUGUUGUGCCCUGCCCACUCAUCCACCCACCCACACAUCUCUCUUCCUCCCUCGUUCGCCUCCUACUACUCUUCUCUUCUCUUCUCUCUCUUUCUCACCUUGUUGCACCAGUGAGCUGCCUGAUUAUGGGUUGAUGAGGGAUGGAAGAAGAUGUCAAGAUCCCGCUCGGUUGUCCCCUUCCUCCCCCGUCCUAAAUGUCUCCGCAUAAUGUUGUACAUGCUGUAUAAAAAUCUGCAUCUCUUCAGCCAGUGAAUUUCCACAAAAUGUCAAAUCUCUUUGGGACUGUGCCAACUUCCUUGUUUUUGUUUUGUUUUGUUUGUUUGAUUUCUUUUGUUUCUCUUUUUCUUUCCAGUUGACUUUGUUUUGUAAAUAGUCUUAAAUGCUUGGAGAGUCUUUUAAGGAUUGAAAAGAGGAAAAAAAAAAUCCAACCAGUCCUUGACAUCAGACAUUGCCGUUCCCACUCAUAAAAGGUUCAUUUCAUUCUUUGUGUCGCACACAAAAAAGGGUUUCAAUAAUGUCUUGUAAAAAAAAGAGGAAAAAUGAGAGAGAAAGCAAACAAAGCAUAAGCAUCAUCGCACCAUCCUCCAUAUUUUUUAAGGCUGAGACCACAGUGACUCCUGACUGACUGAAUUCUGCUCUUCCUAGCCAUGCACUUGAAUGAACGAGGGAGGACUUCAAACGGACCAUACAGUGUAUUUAUGUUUUCAUUCAUUCAUUUUCAUUCAUUCUUUCAUGCAUUCAUCGUCUGUCAGUGGAUUUCAAAGUAGUACUGUUAUGCAAUAAGACAGCUGAGGUUGCGGAAAUACACCAUUGAUAAAUCUGUAACAGUGAUGGCAAUCUGGAUUCAUUUGUUUACAAUUCAGUACCACAAAUUCCAAUUGACCUGGCUUUACCUGUCCAAUUCAACCAGAUGAUCAUGAUUGCCUGUUUCUUUUAUCACCUGGUUAAGUAGGACAGCUAAAAUCAGGGUUAACUUAAUAAACCGCUGUUGACGAAACCUGGGCAUCUUGACUGGUGAUAACCAGUAAGUCAUUUGGAAUAUGUGGCACUGUAUUGUUACUAAUGAAUCCAGGCUGCCCAUCACUGAUCUGUAAACGCUGGAAGAGAUACGAGUGAGAUUUUUCGGAAGGCAGGUUAGCAGUAAUGCUAAUGAUACUGUGAACAACUAAUGGAGACUAAUGGUACAUUUUUUUGUUUUUGUUUUGGGGAGAAUGUUUGUAACUUUGUUUCACUUUUAUGUUAUGACAUUUUUAACUUAAAAAAAUAAUAAAUUCUGAAGUUUUAUGGAAGAAUUUCUAACCGAA
Messenger RNA from Engraulis encrasicolus (European anchovy), 1985 nucleotides. RefSeq names its product membrane magnesium transporter 1 (gene mmgt1). Bases 57 to 446 code for a protein of 129 amino acids. NCBI's taxonomy places the organism in Eukaryota, Metazoa, Chordata, Actinopteri, Clupeiformes, Engraulidae. Gene Ontology annotation, cellular component: Golgi apparatus; early endosome; EMC complex. The record is from RefSeq and is a predicted model, not a curated record. The transcript is spliced from 4 exons.